Messenger RNA from Macadamia integrifolia, 1122 nucleotides. Its product is annotated as upstream activation factor subunit UAF30-like. NCBI's taxonomy places the organism in Eukaryota, Viridiplantae, Streptophyta, Magnoliopsida, Proteales, Proteaceae. Gene Ontology annotation, cellular component: nucleus. The coding region runs from base 268 to 690 and encodes 140 amino acids. The transcript is spliced from 2 exons. The record is from RefSeq and is a predicted model, not a curated record.
GCCACCACACCUCCUGCUUCUCUGUCAGACUCGGACUCUGGACUCUUCAGUGAUUGGACUCUCUCCCUCUCACACAGGAGGUAUCACAAGGCGGGUUCUGAGUUCUGAGUUCUCUGUUCUCAGUUCUCACUUUGGAUUUCACACUUAUCCACAAGCGCAAUCACUCCAUUGCUACCUUUCUACUCCCAUAGCAGCAGCAAAUCGAUUAUUCCCUUCUGCUUCUGUUGGAGGCCGAGUCCCAGAAUACAAAACGGUAGAAAAAGGAGAAUGGCAAUGUCGUUGAGUUAUUGUUGGUCGGGCUUUAUUGGGGCCAAGUCCUCGUCGACUCUCCGGCUUGCGGCUCCUCCUCCUCCUCCUUCCCCCGCUACCAUCUGCACGGUCCGUCUUGUCACCUCCGCUGCUGCUUCGUCGAAGCCUGCUUCUUCCUCGACGGGGAAGCGACAGCCUAGGGGCAUCACCAAACCCAAGCCCAUUUCUCCUGCAAUGCAAGAGCUUCUCGGCGUCCCUGAGAUACCUCGCACCCAAGCUCUCAAGCAGAUUUGGGCUUACAUCAAGAAGCACAAUCUCCAGGAUCCGGAGAACAAGAAGAUCAUAGUGUGUGAUGAGAAGCUGAAGAACAUAUUUGGUGGGAGGGAGCAUGUUGGGUUUCUUGAGAUCUCUGGACUGAUAACUCCUCACUUCAUCAAGUGAAAGUCUGAUUGUUAGUCAGGAAAAAUGAAAAAAGAAGGGAAAAAAAGAGAGGUGAAAGUCAACUUCUCUGGGAGAAGACAAUCAGGAAGGAAACAGGAAACUGUUUUUGUACAUUGGAAAUUUCUGUUUAGUUGAUCAUACACUGAAAAACAUGUACCCAGUCACCCUAGUGCUUCUUCAUACAACAUUGUAGGUCUUUAGGAAGUAGAAUUGCGUGCAUUGAGCAUUGAUAUCUCAAACUUGCAUAAGGCUUGGUAGAGUUUUAUUUGUCAUCCUCUUAAGGAAACUAACUUAUGAAAUGCAACAUGCUUUGUCAUGGCGGAUUAUCUGUACAAAAUCUCUAGCUUUGGAGGAAUCAGGUUCCGUACUUUAUGUUUAUUGGCAAUUGAUUAUAAUGUAUUAGUUGUGCUUAAUAUUAUUGUUUUUUACUGA